This is a messenger RNA of Asparagus officinalis (garden asparagus), 628 nucleotides long. RefSeq names its product DNA-binding protein S1FA-like. NCBI's taxonomy places the organism in Eukaryota, Viridiplantae, Streptophyta, Magnoliopsida, Asparagales, Asparagaceae. Bases 157 to 408 code for a protein of 83 amino acids. The transcript is spliced from 3 exons. Gene Ontology annotation, biological process: regulation of DNA-templated transcription. Gene Ontology annotation, cellular component: nucleus. The record is from RefSeq and is a predicted model, not a curated record. Gene Ontology annotation, molecular function: DNA binding.
CCCACAUGAGUUGAGCGAGAGAGAGCGCCAUAAAAUACAGACCAAAAAUUCACAAAAGUAACAUUUUAUAAUUUAAAAAAAGGAGGAAGCAAAAAAAAGGGAAAAGGAGUGCUGAGAUCUAAAAGAAUCGAGGGUCUCGGCGUCGGAUCGCUGGCGAUGGGUCAAGAUCAGUUCACUUUUUCUGAAAACGCGGGGAACAUUAUAAAGGAGGAGGCUGCAAAAGGGUUAAACCCAGGAGUCAUAGUCCUGAUUGUGGUAGUUGGCCUUGUUCUGCUUUUCCUCCUUGGAAAUUAUGCACUUUAUGUUUAUGCACAGAAGACUCUUCCACCAAAAAAGAAGAAGCCUGUUUCAAAGAAGAAGAUGAAGAGGGAAAGGCUCAAGCAAGGGGUCUCUGCACCGGGAGAGUAAUAGUAAGAUCGAGCUGCCUUUCACAAGCGAGAAAAUUAAAAUCUUAGAGCUAUAUUUCUGAUCAUUAGUCUAGUCUGUAUGUUACUUUCAGCUACCUUAAAAACCUACCUUGUGGGUUCUUCGUAACUAUGGUUGGUUGGAAAAUUAUGAUGGACUAGUAUUGCUAAACCUUUUUAUCUGAUCUUUUGGUUAAAAGUCAUUGUUAUCCAUACUUAUUCUA